GUGUGUUUGGCGUUUGCAAGGUGGGGGAGCGCGUGGACGUUGAUAUAAAAACACGAGCAGCCUCGAUCUUGAAAUUUGUCUCAUACAUAAUGCAAAAUGGCUACAUAUGGUGCUGGUAGCGAAAACAUUGUUCCUAAUAAUAUACAAAAUCAUGACACAACCGAGUGGGUACCGUUUUCGCUAACGCUUGUCUAUUACCCCAAAGGUGACCUUUUAGGGAAAUUUUUCGCGUUCAUAAGCCUCUCACCUUUUGGAAUAGGAUCUGGAUUCGUAGCUUUGAUACUUUUUAGGAGGGAUCUACAUACAAUAACAUUCUUCCUGGGCACAAUAUGUUCAGAAAUGUUGAACUAUUGUCUAAAGCACAUGAUCCGUGAGCCACGACCCGUUUUAAGGACAGAUACAGCUGUGGAAUUUGGCAUGCCAUCUUCGCAUGCUCAGUUCGCAUGGUUUUUUGCUACCUAUAUUUUCUAUUUUGUAUUUAUUAGAUUGCACCACAUGAACAAUAAUACUAUAAUACAGAACUUGAGCAAGUUUCUGAUUAUCUUCUCAUCAACGCUGCUAGCUGUCUCACUCAGCAUAGCUCGGAUAUAUCUUGGCUACCACACGUUUUGGCAGGUGUUUUGCGGAGCUGUGAUAGGAAUCUUGUUUGCCACAGUGUGGUUUGCUCUCACAUAUCUCGUGCUAACGCCCAUGUUCCCACAAGUGGUACAAUGGAAAAUAUCCGAGAUGCUCCUCCUGCGGGACACAACAUUAAUACCGAACGUGCUCUGGUUCGAAUAUACGAACACUCGGCAAGAGGUGCGAGCGCGGAGUCGUAAGCUGGUCAGCAUGAAGUCUCAAUGACGUCUGCUCCUCGAAGACGGCUUCGACUUCAGACUCAGAUACACGGUCGUCUACUACGUUAAAGCUUUCAUAUGGUGGCCGAGAAAGAGGUAAAAUAGGUGCUGCCCAUUUAGGCGAUUAAGUGAAAUCUGCUCGUGUUGAGAAGUACGUGAGUGUCUGUGAGUUAAAGGUCGUCUAAACUAUUUUCCAUGAUAUUUCAACACUUUAUGAAGUCUGUUUGAGUGAAUAAUUUUAUAGUGUUUGCGAUCUGUUGACAUUCAGCAACGUUUCAGAAAUAUUUUUAGCAAGUGUUGAUCGAAGUUUAUUUAAUUUUUAGCUGACUAGCUGUGACUGACUUUAGCUAUGAUCAUUAGCAGCCAUAUCGAUUUUUGCAAUUUGGUUGAAUUCUGAUUAUAUUGGUAUCGCGAGUAAGUACGAAGUUUUAUGUGGUACACCACUAUUACUUGACAAUGUGAGGGUAUGUUGAAUGUCACUAGCGUGGAUCUUAUAUACCAGGAGAAGUGUCGGCAAUGCUGUUCGUGCUGACAAAUCCACCCCGAAACUUGACGCCUAGAGUACCAGUGGUGCUUUGACAGGGUUGCCAUUUUGAGGGAUUCUUAUUUGAGGAAUUUUAUUACACGUUUCGUGGUUAGAAAGCAUCGUCCGGUCUUUAAACCAAACCUACCUCUUUCCAUUGAUUAAAUGUGAUUUGGGUUUUUUAAAAGAGGCAAUUAUUAGUAAUGUUUGUGCUUUCUGUCCGAACCAUCUGAUACUGGACUAAAAUCGUGUAAUCUCACACGUAGUAUUUUAAAAACUAAUUAUAAAGGCUAGGGACAACUUCCAGAUUUUAUGAACCAUUUUUUGUUUUCAUAAAAGAAAGAAAAAUCACACUCGAAAAACGUGAUUUAUAACGGUGAAAACGAAAUUUAUUCGUAAACCCUGUAAAUUUGCAGCUAUCUAGCUUUUAGCUCCUUACGCGGGAGAUUUCACGAUUUAGUUUAGUAUCAACACAAGUUGUCACUUUGAGAUUAAAAUGCUUCCCAAUCUCAGAUACUCUGAUACUCUUCAAGUUUUGGGUUCGUUUUUUUUUCUCAUUUCAUCGGUUCUUCUGGUAUAUUGCCUCCAUGGUCACUAGGUGAUCAGUUGAUAGUUGCUUUCACAUUUUGCUGUGUUGAAGUAUCGUAGAAAAUAGUGGAUCUGACAGGUUGUUAAGUUGUACUUACCCAAAUGAAGCGUUCUGGAUACGUAUGGUACUUUCAAACAAGAAAAUUCUGAUAAUUUGUUCUAUAGUUACUUAGUUUGAAUUGGUGCUUUCUAUUUUCCACAAACAGAUCGAUUUGGUAUCAACAUUUUAUCAUAAAACAUUAUAUAAUUUGUUUUUAUACAAUAUUUUCCCAAAUCAUGGGGGAAAAACUGAAACACAUUAUUGUCACGUGAGCUCAUGUGCUUCUGGAACUUACUAGUGCCUCAUGACGUGAGCUGUCAGAGUGCCUGGUCAGUUUACAUUUUGAGGUUAGAUGUAACAUCAUGACUAGUGCGUGGUCGAGUAUUUUCUGCAGCAUAAUAAUACAGUUAUUAUCUGGAGAGUUCCAAAUAUUUGACUAGAUGCUUGGAAAGACGCUUGAAAAAAUAACAGAUAAAUCCACCGGGAGCUGCGAAAUUCUUCUAUAUUUGACGUGAUAAUAAUAUGUUUCAGAGUAUUUCAUUCCUUGGCGAUUUACGGCAUUUUUAUCCAGCAAAAAUCGGACGUGACGCUUACUAAGCAACAGAAACUGUUCAGAAUAGCUAACAAAUUUGUCUAAACUCACUGACACUUUUCAACCGGGAUCACUGACCGUACAAUUUGACAAAAACUUAUCGAAACGUGUCAAUUUGCGUAUGGUAAAAAUAGGAGAUGCGUAGCUAUUCUUAAAGCGCCUCCGACUCUAGAUAAGCGUCUUUUGACAGAAAAAUCAACGACGUUCAAGUUGACGUUUUACUUGUCUACAUUCUUCUUUGUGUGAUUUUUGAAUACACAGUGGUGUAUAUGAAUAAUGAAUGUGUUUUUAAACAACGUGAAAAGUCUGCCCUUCCUGCUUAGUAUUUGGUUUUUUAACAUCGGAAUGGAUCGUGGUCUAUUAAGGGCGCCGAAAAUUACACAUAUUUCAAGUUGAUCACAUCUAAAUAUUUCAGAACAUAUUUGGUUAUUUCAAAAAUAAAUUACUUCUAUAGAAUUUCCCAAAAUCUCCAUAUGUAUUCCAAAAAAAUUGUGUAUUCUUUCGCAUUUUUUAUAUUGUUCAACCAUCUUUUUUACAGCAAAUGAAAAUUACAAAUUCUACAAAAAAAAGUUAUGAGAAUCAACAUCAACAAAUAUGCUAAGAUUAAGUUAGAACUACAGUGGUCGCAUGAAAAAAAUUGUAUAUGCUAUUUCAUAUUAAAAUUUAAAAAUCAUUUAUUGCCACAACAUUUAGAAAACGUCACAAAAUUAAGUAGUCAUUAUCAUAACUACGAAACUAGAGGAAGUAUAGAUUUUCAUCUGCAAAAUUGUAAUAGUAGAAUAACUAGCAAAUCUGUAUUUCAAAAGGGAGUAUUUGAAAUACAGAUAAAUUGAAUAAUUUUAAAUAGUGCCGGAAUUAAAAUUUAUGAAUACUCAAAUUGCAUAGAGAUAUAAUUAAAUAAUUAAACAAACAAAAAUGAAUACAUAAUAAUGAUAAUUCAACUUUAGUUUUAUUUUCACUUAUUUUUUGUGUCUGAUAUAGAUUUGAAGCAGGGAAGUUAAGUAUUCGAAAAAAUGCUUUUAGACAGAAGUUCUUAAAAAACAACGAACACUGGGCAUUUGAAGAAUAUUCAGGUAAUAUGAAGCAGAAUGUUGAUGAAAGUUUAAAAAUAUUUGAAUGCAUAAUUUUCAUAGAGCUGUUUUCACGGCCGAAAAACCCCCUUAUGGACCUUCAUCCUUUCUAAAAAAAAACUUUCAGCAUCUUUGCUAUUGUUGAAAGGUUGUCUUCGCGAUGAGGGCAUAAUUCUCACGUAUUUGGUUUAUGUAUGAUGUAAAUAAAUUGUUGAAAAAUGAAUUCGUUUGAAUAUAAGUGGUAAAUUAAGAUAUAUUACUGAAUUUUCUUAAUUUUUUUUGUAUAAAAAUGGCGAACCUUGUAGUAACUCGCCGAGUUUUAGUGACUGAGCUAGUUAAUGUCAUUUGGAAGACUGUAUUUUCAUUCAUUUUUUAGUUGUAAAAAGCGAUAGGUGUCUUUUGAUAUUGAAUGUUUAACAUAAUCUAUGAAAUGUAAAAUCCUCGACCGUGUAUUUUUCGAGCCAUCGAUGGAUGGUAGUUUUUUAGAAUAUCGAAAUUUCGACUGGCUCAAAUCAUACAUCUUUUAAAAAAUGCAUUUACUUAAAUCAUCAUUUUUGUAAACUAUGAUACAAUCAUUAGGCGUUUUCAUCAGGAAUAAACAAUAACUGAGCACGUGGUGAGUGGAAUUUAGAAAAUUUUUGUAGAUCGUCAGAUUUUCGUAAGCAACAGAAAAUUCAUAAUGGUAACAAAUGCUUAGUUGGUUUUACUGAUGAGCACGCAUAUUUUCCUUUAACUUUUGCACUGUGUGCAUUUACGUUUUUAGAGACAUUAUGUAGUAACAAGAUAUUGUAUGUUAAGGAUAUUUUUUGAGAUAGAGACAUUAUACAGGGUGUUCGAUAAAUAGACGGAGAUAUUCGUUGUUAAAAAAUAUGAAAAAAAUUCUAUAAACAUGGGUCCGUAAAUGCAGAGUUUUCAAGAUACAGGAUGGUAAAGUAAAAAAAAUUGUAUCUUAAAAAUAUUUACUGGAUUCUGUUGAAAUUUGGCAAUAUUAUUUGUUGUAUUAACAGGCUAAUUUUUUAUUUUUGUGAUUUUUUAGCAAAAAUGAAUAAAGAAAUGUUGUCCAGUGACAUGCAAUAAAACGGUUUUUAUUUUUUUUUUCUCCAGAACGAAGUGAGAUACGAAAAAAUACAAGAUGAAGAACUUGUAUUUUUAUAUGCUUAAUCAAACAAAUAUUAAAGUUACAAGAAAGACGUGCAUUUCUUUUUUCAAUAAUAUUCUCUAAGGUGCCCCCAGGGACAUCGCUGGACCUAAUAAUUUUAAUUUAUUUAGGACUACAUUACCCUCUUAAUACAACAAAUGAUAUUGGCAAAUUUCAACAGAAUCGAGUAAAUAUUUUUUACGAUACUUUGUUUAAAUGUAUCACCCUGUAUCUUGAAAACUCUGCAUUUCCGGUCCUAUGUUUAUAGAACCUUUUUUUCAUACUUUUCAACAAGGAAUCUCCGUCUUUUUUUAGAACACCCUGUAUAGGAAAGAUUUUUUAAAAUUCGGCAAAGAGAAAUGAAUUUGUGAUACAUGUCUUUUGUUAAAAUCUAUCUCAAAAAUCCUAGGUAUUUUAAUUUAUUUAUCGUGCAAUUUAAUGUGGUUACUUGAUUCAUAAUUUAUUUUGUUGCUAAUUUAUUGUAUUUUUUUAUGUAACAUUCAUUGAUAUGAUGGAGACUAAAGCAGUUUUAUUAUAUAAAUAGCAAUAAAGGAUGCCCUUUUUGCCCUUU
Messenger RNA from Acanthoscelides obtectus, 5358 nucleotides. Lineage: Eukaryota; Metazoa; Arthropoda; Insecta; Coleoptera; Chrysomelidae. The record is from the annotation of a GenBank genome assembly.